CUGGUGAACGUGGGAAAGCCUCAGCAAAAAGCAGACCUAAUACUGAAACAAAAGUGGGAAAAGAGAGCCAGGAACCAUUAAUAAAACGGGAGCUUGACGAAUGUACAUCAUGCUGUGAUACCCAACGAGAAUGAAAGUAUUGAAAAAAUAAUAUGAAGCGUGUCCCUGGAAACUUGUGUGCUGCUUACAAACACUACUUUAAUCAGUAAAUCAAGCUCGCUGAUCUUGGAAUUAUAGACUUAAAAUUUGCUGUGAUUAUUUGGCUGCUGGCUAGGAUAACUGGAUACAUGUAUUGAUCUUGGGAUUUCUUGUUUACUUCGGAGAAGGAGACACAGGAACGUCUGUUCCAAACAUGCUCUAUGGAAUGAUAAUAGUUUGGUAGGAGUAGGAGAAUACUUUCCUGGAGAGAGGGAUAAAAGACAAACAGACUGGAUCUUUCCUCUUCUGACUUAGAACAAUGGUUUUGCAUUUGUUUCUGCCUUUUGUGUUCUUUUUCUCCUUGCUUUUAGUUAAAACUGGAGCAGUUCUUGAUGUCACCUUGGUGUCACUUGGAACCCGUGCAACAGACUUUUCCUUGCGGUGUGUGACAGGGGAACGAGAUAUGCAUGGCUCAGACCUGCAUAUAAGGCGAGAUAACAGUAUUGUACGUACUACACCCAAAACACAAUUUAAAAUUGCCUCUGGUUCAAAUGAUGUGCGUGCUCAUGGAUUUGUAAUAAAUGAACUAGUUGGGGUCCUCAUCUGUACUGGAAAAGGGCCUGCUGAGCAGACUGAAAUACUCUACGUAAAUAACUUCCCAAAUGCUGAUCUGAUUCCAGUCAAAGUUACUGUGACAGUAAGUGUAAACAGUGAUGUAACGUUGGAAGCUAAGAUAAACAGGCAUGAACUUGCAGACAUCUUAUGGAAAUACAAUGGAACCAUGUUUCACACCACCUACAAAGGGGAAGUGACUGAUAAAACUGCCCAACUAAACAUGCAGGCGGUGAAAGUAUCUCAUGCAGGGAUUUACAGUGCUGGUUUCAUGGGAGCAAGCCCUCUCAACAAUGCCUUCUUUCGGCUCAUUGUCAGAGGAUGUCCAGAUAAUAAAUGGGGCCCAUCCUGUCAGAAGGAUUGUCGUGAGUGUUUAAAUGGUGGAAUAUGUCACGACAGCAGUGGAGAGUGUAUAUGCGCUCCAGGUUUUAUGGGAACACGAUGUGAGAAGGCCUGCAGAGAAGGAAACUUUGGCAGAAACUGCCAGGAAAUGUGUAAGGGGGAGCAUGGCUGCAGAGGGCGUACCUUUUGUCUUCCAGAUCCAUACGGCUGCUCCUGUGGAAGUGGUUGGACAGGUUCACAUUGUCAGAAAUCUUGUCCUCCUGAGAAAUAUGGGGCAAAUUGUGCCUUGCAUUGUCAGUGUAAAAAUGGUGGCUCUUGCAACAGUUUUAGUGGCUGUUUAUGCCCUUCAGGAUGGCAUGGACAGCACUGUGAGAAAUCAGACAGGAUACCCAAGAUCAUAGAUCUUCCAAAUGCAGUUGAGUUUAAUUUGAAUUCCACUGCGGUAUUAACCUGUGCAUCUUCUGGCAACCCUCAGCCCUCCCGUGAAAGCAUUGAGCUUCGCCGUCCUGAUGGCUCUGUAUUGGCUGCUAGUAAAGCAGUGUUAGAUCGGGAGCGCAGUACGUGUGAGUUCACUGUGCAGUCACUUACUCUGACAGACAAUGGGUUGUGGGAAUGCCGUGUAUUCACUACUGGUGGACAAGACAGUCGCAAAUUCCAAGUUUAUGUUAAAGUACCGCCUAAGCCUAUAGAGCCACCACUUUUGUUGGAUCGACAGAGUCAACAACUGACCCUUGCUCCACUGCGCACUUUUUAUGGUGAUGGACCCAUCAAAUCAAUCAAACUACUUUACAAAUCUAGGGAUAGUGAUUCUCCAUGGGAGCAUAUUAUAGUGAAACAGAAAGAAAAUAUCACUCUACAGAAACUGAAACCUGUAACCACAUAUCUGAUACAAGCACAGUUGAGCCGGCCAGGUCCAGGAGGAGAAGGCCCAUUAGGACCAUUGGCUGUCAUGGAGACUGACUGCCAGGAGCCAACAGUGAAACCAGUCAUUAAGGGUCAUGCAGUGGAAGAUACAAAUACAUUGUACAUCAGUUGGAACCUGCCUUUAAGUUCAGUUAUUGGUAAUGGCUUCCUGCUGCGAAUUUAUCAUCCAGAAAACCAUCUUAUUCGGCAGGAGAAUAUCACAAAUAUGAAUGUGCUGUCUAGAAAAGUCUAUGGCCUAAGCACCAAUAAAGAAUACACUUUGAGGGUCCUCAUAUACCACUGCAGUAAUUUAGGGCCUCCUUCAGAACCUUUUGUGGUCACCAUCAACAGCAAGGAGAUAGGGAGUCAACCACCAAGCAUGGAAAGCCGGAACCCUCGUCCUUCUGGGUCAGGUCACCAGCUCAUCCUGGCCAUAAUUGGCUCUGUGUCAAUCACAUGCUUCACUAUCAUCCUCGCCCUGCUUGCUCUCUUCUGUAUUAAAAAGAAUUUUUUCCACCGUAGAAGAAUGUUCACCUACCAGUCAGGAUCAGGAGAGGAAACCAUUUUGCAGUUCAGUUCUGGAACACUGACCCUCAGUCGUCACCCAAGGCCCCAGAUAGAGCCUUUCUCGUAUCCUGUUUUGGUAUGGGAGGACAUCAAAUUUGAAGAUGUAAUCGGAGAGGGGAAUUUUGGUCAAGUCAUUAAAGCCAUGAUUAAAAAGGAUGGACAGAAGAUGAAUGCAGCUGUCAAAAUGCUAAAAGAAUUUGCAUCUGAAAAUGAUCACAGGGACUUUGCAGGGGAACUGGAAGUCUUAUGUAAACUGGGUCAUCACCCUAAUGUCAUCAACCUUCUGGGAGCCUGUGAGAACAGAGGCUACCUCUAUAUUGCUACUGAGUAUGCUCCUUAUGGGAACCUCCUUGACUUCUUACGGAAGAGUCGAGUUCUUGAGACAGACCCUGUAUUUGCCAAGGAGCAUAGGACGGCUUCCACACUAACCUCCCAACAAUUACUUCAGUUUGCCUCUGAUGUAGCAAAAGGAAUGCAGUACCUCAGCGAAAAACAGUUUAUUCACAGAGACCUGGCUGCCAGAAAUGUUCUUGUUGGGGAGAAUUUAGUGACAAAAAUUGCAGAUUUUGGACUUUCAAGAGGAGAGGAGGUGUACGUGAAAAAAACUAUGGGACGCCUGCCAGUUCGCUGGAUGGCCAUUGAAUCCCUUAACUACAGCGUCUAUACUACAAAAAGUGAUGUUUGGUCCUUUGGGGUUCUUCUCUGGGAGAUUGUAAGUUUAGGUGGAACCCCUUAUUGUGGAAUGACUUGUGCAGAACUGUAUGAGAAUCUUCCCCAGGGAUACAGAAUGGAGAAACCAAGGAACUGUGAUGAUGAAGUGUAUGAACUGAUGAAGCAAUGCUGGAGAGACCGUCCAUAUGAAAGACCUACUUUCAGUCAGAUAUCAAUACAUAUUACCCGCAUGCUAGAUGCCAGAAAGGCAUAUGUAAACAUGGCACUCUUUGAGAAUUUUACUUAUGCCGGAAUUGAUGCCACAGCGGAAGAAUAAUAAUCUACAAUAUGUGAAAAAUGAUGAGACAUAGACUGAAUCUUCACCCACUGUGUGGUGGAUUGUACAGCACAACAAAGCUGAUGGCAGGAUUCACAGGCUUUUGUUGUGAUCUUCCUAUAAAGUCACUUUACUAGGGCAAUGAACUCAGAAAGCAUGAACAUGUCAAUUCUAACAGCCCAUAUCUCUUUGUUUAUGUAAGCGUGUCUAUUAAAAGUGUGAGUGUCUGUAAGUGUGCGAUAAGCGUGUGUGGCUAUCCCUCCUGUACAGCUCAACACUGCCACAAACAACAAGGUUUAUAUUGUACAAACUCUUGAUUGGUCUUUUUUUUAACCCCUCCUCCCCCGCUCCUCAUGUACAGGCAUCAAGUACAUUUCAGCACUACGUAUUCAUUUUGUACUAAUUGUAUGAAUAAAGUGAAUUUCUUUUUGUA
Xenopus laevis (African clawed frog) is the source of this 3983-nucleotide messenger RNA. It is a transcript of the gene tie1.L, whose product is annotated as tyrosine kinase with immunoglobulin like and EGF like domains 1 L homeolog. NCBI's taxonomy places the organism in Eukaryota, Metazoa, Chordata, Amphibia, Anura, Pipidae. Gene Ontology annotation, biological process: animal gross anatomical part developmental process; tissue development; cell surface receptor protein tyrosine kinase signaling pathway. The coding region runs from base 458 to 3550 and encodes 1030 amino acids. The record is from RefSeq and is a predicted model, not a curated record. Gene Ontology annotation, cellular component: plasma membrane; signaling receptor complex. The transcript is spliced from 22 exons. Gene Ontology annotation, molecular function: protein kinase activity; protein tyrosine kinase activity; nucleotide binding.